AUGCUGCCGAAUAACGAGGUUCGCGUGCCCCCUCCGCGGGCUGCACAGUCCGCCCCGCGCAACAUCACCGCCGAGUUCACGGCGGCCGCUUCGAAAUUACGCACCGGUCAGCUUGUCAAGGAUGAAUACUUCACGCUGUUCGAGAGCGUGGGUGCAUUGGAGAUUAUGGACUCCAAGAUGGACAGUGGCUACAUUGCCCCGGGCGAGAACCAUGCGCAGGCGCUGGAGGACGAUUACGAUGUGCGACGAGACUUGACACCCGAGCAGGUGCUGGGCUUGAUGGAUCAGCUGCUUUGCCAUGAGAUGGCAUGGCAUAUGGGCCACCCUCUCUCACAAACCCUCUUUACCUCGAUAUACAUCGACAAAUUGUUGUGGCCGGUGCCAAGGACCAUCGAGGACGCCCGGUUUGAUCGCGCGCCAAGUGACAACCCCCUCAUCAGCAUUGUUCUCCGGGCGUAUUGUCUUGGGUUAAUCAAGGCUUGUGACUAUGUUCAUGCUCGGAUUGUGACCGAGUACUUUUACGAGGAGGAGGACUUUGUCGGUCAAUUAUACAACCGCAAUCUGCUAUCUCUAUUCGAAUCAUCUCACUUCUACCGCCUGCUGGACCAGGCGAUCGCUUGGGUGGAUGCUGAAACGGAGAUGGAUCAAGGCCUGCGAGACGGCAUUCGGUGCAGGCUAUUGUUUCGCCGCGAGUUUUUGUCCGCCUUGGACCAGGAUCUUGAGGUCCUCGAUACCAGAUCAACAGACAAUUUCUCAUCGUGCUUGUCCCACCUGGCUGCUCUGACCGAGUCCGUGUCUCUUGGAAAGGAAGUGCCAGAGGCAUUCAGUAUGAAGAUUCAGCGGAAGCUUGCCAGCACCGUGCCGCCUCGACCGAUUGUCAAUAUCAGCUCCAAGGAUGCACUCGCUCAUAUGAAACGACUCUGCCAAGACGCCAUCGAUAUGCAGCAGAUCCUGGACUACACGGGUCCGAGUAACUUCAAGACUGCCAUCUGGACCCUGUUGUCCCGAAAGCCUCAGCCCUCGGUCUAUAUUCGAUGUUUGCUUCAGGCGCUGAUAGUGAGCGAUAUGACCAUCUUGGGAGCGGUAUCCGUCAAGCAAUUUCUUUACGACGACCUUGCGGAGCUUGUAUUGCCCGCGAACUUGUUGCUUGCCGCGAACACAGACGAUGUGGAGUUGCCGACGGACCCUCGGUUCCAAAUUGCCCAGCAGAUGGAUGCUUUCGUGAGACGAUUCGCCCAGCCAUUUGUCGACACGGUGCGAUCGGCUUGCUUGAACCGAUGCCGCGUCCGUAGAAUUCUCUGUCACGCCGUUGUUGAGUGGGACAACCUGCAAAUGGAGGCUGAGGAUAUCGAUCUCCAAAUUCAACCCCUGAGCAGAGAGCCAGGACUGCAGGUCCAGGGCGAAGAACCUACCUUUUCUUUCCCGCUGAGUAGUUGGGCCUAUCACCAGAAACUCACCCAACUUCGGCAGAUCCUCCAGAUGGGGUUCGAGCUUUCGAUCUACUCCCCCGAAGAACUCCCAGGCAUGUACUGGUAUCUGUCUCACAUCUGCUCCGCACACCUUGGCCAUGUGGAUCGAAUCCGAACGUUCAUCGUGGCGGCUCGAAAGCGAGAUCUCGUGAUGACCAACAACCGCGAGAGCAAUGCCACCGAAAAAUCGGUCGCCUUCCACAAAUCAUUCCGCAUUCUGGAGCGACUGACCACUCACCUCAUUGCGGUCGAUGCCUUUGCGAUCGCCCUACACUCAUUGUACGUGUUGCUGGCCCGGCACAAGGUGCUGCCGUCUGCCUCGGGUCCGGAGGCAUACUCUACGGAUAAGCUUCGUUAUGAACUCCGAAUGAAACCAUUCAUCCCGAUCUCUCUGCCCGAGCUUGUUCCUUACGAGGAGUACCAGCGCGAAGCUACCUUGGAAGGAGACACCGAUGCGACCAUCCUCGAUCGCGCCUCGAAGGCGAUCACGGAGGCACGCAAAGCUUGGGAAGCGACGCUGACCCACGGUGCUUUUAUUGAGGGCCCUUCCACAGUUAACGGAAGCGCGCCAAAUGCCAUUGAGGAGGAUUGGAAGCGCGACAUCAAAGACACGAUGCGUGCAUGCAUCGGGGCAAGCAUUGCUAUUGAGACGGUGAAAAGGGUGAUCGCGGGGGACUCGUCGGCAGAGAAGCUGCAGGUGACGAUCCCGGAGAUCGGCUCGAAGACGCACUGGCAUGACUGGUGGAUCGUGCCACAGGUUUCCGAGAAGAAAAAGGACUCGUGA
Molecule: messenger RNA, 2253 nt
Organism: Penicillium cinerascens
Lineage: Eukaryota; Fungi; Ascomycota; Eurotiomycetes; Eurotiales; Aspergillaceae
Product: N-alpha-acetyltransferase 35, NatC auxiliary subunit
Exons: 7
Coding region: 1-2253 (750 amino acids)
Biological process (GO): N-terminal peptidyl-methionine acetylation
Cellular component (GO): NatC complex
Source: RefSeq, a predicted model, not a curated record